Messenger RNA from Rubroshorea leprosula, 604 nucleotides. NCBI's taxonomy places the organism in Eukaryota, Viridiplantae, Streptophyta, Magnoliopsida, Malvales, Dipterocarpaceae. The record is from the annotation of a GenBank genome assembly.
ACAAAAUUUAGAGAAUAUUGUGAAUGGAAUGGGUGAAUUAUGGUCUAAGGUGGAAGCACUUGAGACCGAAGUUCGGCAGUUAAAUGAACAUGUAUUAGCGAAUCAAUGGUUGCAACCUCAUCGGUUUAAUGAAAUGGCUCAGGACAAAAUAUCCACAUCCAGAGAGGUUGAAGAGCGGCCUGCAUUAACCAACUCCCAGACACCAAGUUCGUCAGAGCUCAGGGCACAGGUGCAGGAGGAAGUUCUUCCACAGGCUCUCUGUCGAGCUAUGAUUCAUUUUGGUGAGAAGCGCAAGCAAUUAAGGGAAAGGAAUGCUGCACCAAACAAUCCGGGCGAGACCAAGUAAUAUCAAAUGCAAUAACUAGAAAUAUAGACGAAGUUUGCUAAGACCUUUGUUUUACAUUGUUAAGUGUUUCCUGUUGAAAUAACCAUUGGAUUGUUGGAAGUGGUUCUAGUUUUUAGUCAGUAUCCCUAUUAUUUAAGAAGUUGAUUUACAUUGUUUAUUUGUUUUCCUAGACUUAAAGCACCACUUGCUUAUUGGUUUGUGUUCCCAUUAUUAAGGUUAGUGGAUUAAUGUUUUCUUUAAUUAAUUAAGUUUGAUGUA